UUCUAUUGGUGAUGAUGUUAAACUUAUUCCUCCUAUUCAAUUUAUUGAAGAUUUAACAGAGAACACAAAAAUGUAUGGAAAUUUAAAGGAUACACUUGCAAAAAAUUUCCAUAAAUUAACCUGGGAAGAUAAGUUCCCUUGGAUAUUUGAUGUAUUGCUUCAUAUUUAUAAGUUACACGGUUUAGGCCAUUGUCAUAAGAAUUUCCAUAGUGGAAAUAUAUUACAAAAUAAAUAUUAUAAAUCGUCUAGUUUAAGACUUACUCAUGUUACAGACAUUGGAUUAUUGGGACCAGCAGACCAACAAGAAUCCGAUGAUAAAAUAUAUGGCGUUUUGCCAUAUAUCGCACCAGAAGUUUUACAUGGGGAACCUUAUACUUUAGCUUCUGAUAUUUACAGUUUUGGAGUCAUUAUGACAGAAAUAUCUUCAGGAAAGCCACCAUUUUAUAACAGAAAACAUGACAGCACAUUAGCUUCAGAUAUUUGUAAUGGACUUCGUCCAGAAUUUGGAAACGGAACUCCGGAAUUUUAUAAAAAUUUGGCCCAUAGAUGUAUGAAUGCUAAUCCCGAUCAAAGGCCAACAAGUAAUGAGUUGUAUGAUAUUUUUGAGUUUUGGGAUGGCACCAAUUAUGAAAAUUAUACUCGAAGCGGUUCUGUACAGACUUGGUUAUAUCCAGCUGUGGGAGAUCUUCGUGAAAAUUUAGUAAAAUUGAAACGUAAAAACACAUUCAUGAAGCAACACAAAGAUUUACCUAUAUUUCGUUAA
This is a messenger RNA of Funneliformis geosporum, 763 nucleotides long. Lineage: Eukaryota; Fungi; Glomeromycota; Glomeromycetes; Glomerales; Glomeraceae. The record is from the annotation of a GenBank genome assembly.